UCUGAAGAAAUAUCACAUUUGUUUUUAUCACAGAGGAAAAUUUUAAUGAAUUUGCUGUCUUUUUCUUAUCUUAAACUGCUGAAGGGAUUCUGGCUUUAGUUUAUGGCUGUGUAACUGUAGAAAUUUUAAAUGGGGGGGCAGGGCAGGCAGAUCGGGGGCCUGGCACUGUGUAUGAUGGGCAUUUUAGGAGUGAGUUUGACAUGUGGACUGCCGUUGUGGCGUGAGACAUCUUUCGUUGGAGCCAACAUUGUAACUGCACAAUCGGUGUGGGAUGGUCUGUGGUUGCAUUGUGUCGUCCAGGCCACAGGUCAGAUGCAGUGUAAGACACACACAACACCCAACACUUUGACUGCUGACAUCCAGGCUGGACGUGCCCUCAUAUUGAUCUCCAUCCUCGCCGGCUUCCUGGGCUUCAUCAUUAGCCUCCUGGGUGGAGGUGUGGCCAAUUGUAGUGGGACUCCACCUGACCCUGCUGAGCCUCCGUCCUCUUCUAAUGGCAGAAAGAAGGCAUGUCUGCUGGGUGGAGUUCUGUGCGUGCUGUCUGCCAUCUUGUGCCUGGUUGCAGUCAGCUGGUCAGCAGCGAGAACCAUCUCAAUCUACAAUGACCCUUUCAUUGCUGCGGCCUUAAGGAGAGAGGUAGGCUCUUCCAUCUACAUAGGCUGGGCCUCGUCUGUGCUGCUCCUGCUCGGUGGGGCUCUGAUCUGCUUCGUCUGUGGAGAGAAGGAGAGAUCACCGCCUUUGUAUCGCUCCUACAGCAACACAGAACUCAGUGACUAUUCAUCCCGCAUGUCCACACAGAGGUCUGAUGUCAUAAGAUCUAACAAUCGCUAUGCACCGAAUACGAUGGUAGAGCGUGUAGACCAAGUGUACAGUCCACUUAAUAAAGCUAACAGUGGGGCUGGACUGUAUUAUCAACCACGUUAA
Molecule: messenger RNA, 924 nt
Organism: Scomber japonicus (chub mackerel)
Lineage: Eukaryota; Metazoa; Chordata; Actinopteri; Scombriformes; Scombridae
Product: claudin-4-like
Exons: 3
Coding region: 130-924 (264 amino acids)
Biological process (GO): cell adhesion; bicellular tight junction assembly
Cellular component (GO): plasma membrane; bicellular tight junction
Molecular function (GO): structural molecule activity
Source: RefSeq, a predicted model, not a curated record